AUGGGGGGUCGAGACGGCAUCAUGGGCAAGUAUCGACCACACCAGGAUCUGGACACAGACCUGACGAAGUUUGGCUUCCUAGUCUACGCCGGAACCGUUCGUGACUUUCACGAGUGGGAGUUCCGAGCUAUGACGAGAUGGAAGCAGACCAAGGUUGAGGAUAGAUCCGACCUUGCGUCCAAGUUCCUCGACUCCUUAAGGAGCGAGGCAUACAUUGUCGCAGAGGAUUUGGGUACCGACGUUUUGUUCUCGAGUCAAAACAUCCCCAAGGUGAUCGAGGCAGUUAGAGAACGCCUGUUCCCUCUGGCGGAACAAGAGACGAAAGAACUUUAUCGGUUAGGGACCCAAGUCGGCGGCAUGUUGUCACGACAGCCGGGAGAGCCGAUGAUCUCCUACAUCGACCGCCGCAAGCGGUGGCUACGCAAGCUUCAGCAAUUAGACAAGGCCCUUCACAUAAGUGAAGCGGUGCUGACAGAUCUGUUGCUGGACAACAGUGGGCUCACCCGGCAAGAGCGACUCAUGGUGCUGACCUCGAUGGCAGGCAGCACAGCGACGAAGGAUGCUGAGACAUCGCUGAUUCGCAUGCAUAAUCGUAUCCACACGUUGGAACGAAAGCAGCCAUCCGCCAAAGGCGGAACUGGCAAAGGGAAAGGUUUCCACAGGAAGGGAGACCGAGGAAAAGGUAAAGGAUACGGAAAGAGAUCCCAGAAAGGGACUGCUUACACGUACCUUUCGGCCGUUGAAGACCGUUUCGAGUACCCUGACGCCGAGGAAGACGACGACGGAACAGCCUACCUGGCAGGCCAAGAGGACCAGGACGGCCAAGACGGUGAUGGGCAGGACUGGGCGUAUCACGGAGAAGAGCUCCCCGUGUACGACAAGGAAGAGGACACCGCGUGUGUUGCCCAGUCGGCCGACGCUUCCCUAAGGGACGUCGAGCUUGAUGUCUUCACCGCCUUUAUAGGCGCUGGGUUCGAUGAGGAAGACAAAGAGGCUUUGGCGUUUCUCGCAGACACCGUGCAGUGCGAGACCGUUGCCUGUAUGGCGCGGGCCAAGGCUAAGGGUAAAGGAAAGUCUGUGAUGCAGAGGAGUGCACAUGGAUAUCGGCCGCGAUCUACCGGUCUCACUGUUGAAGACAGGAGACGGAAGCUUCAUGAGAUUAAACUCAGGAGCACGUGCAAAACGUGUGGCAGAAAGGGCCACUGGGCUGGUGACAAGGAAUGCCCAGGCCCAGGGAAAGGUGCAGGAAAGCCCGCAGUGGCACACCUUGCCCAGGUCAGGCGUGUGAUGGAUAAAUCCACACAGACCUGCGACUUCAUCGCUAGCCCCAGCGAGAGCGACAGCGAGAGUCAAAGCUUUGACCCGGAGCCAACAGCGAACUACGUUAGCUUGGGUCAGGACUCUGAGACGGAGCCUGCGGCGUACAUGGGUUUCUUCGACAGGACUGACUUUGAAGAGUCCGACGAAGAGCUCCUGGACGACUUUGCGUCGCAAGGCGCUCCCUCCACGGAAUGGGAUACCAUAGAGUACCCUGACGGCAGCGACCAAGUGUUUCGGUUCGGGAUGCAUAGGGGUAGCACCUACCUUGAGGUUUUGCAGAACCACCCCGAUUACUACCAUUGGGGCCUCAAGGAGAAAGAGCCGAGCACCAUGCUAGAAGCAUGGCUUGUCUGGGUGUAUCGCAACUUUGAGGUUCCACCGGUUGGCGGUGGAAGGGCGACACUCAGGGCAGCCACGUUGCCGGUGGAGGCCGACUCGCUGCAGAAGGCUAGGAAGGAGGUGACCCUUGAGAAGGCACCUAAGAGCAAGCUCGGGUUGUUGAAGCCGGAUCCCAAAGGACCGUGCGUUGGAGGAUGUCCCGCACAUGCAUUGAACAAAGCAGGGAGCAAUGCGCACGUAAUCAAGACCACUUGCAUGUUGUGCGGUAACAGGACCUCAAACCCGAGACCAAAGGCUGUACCGAAGAAGGACCCACUCACGUGCGAGCACAAGCGCACGGACAACAGGAACAGCACGAGAUCGGUACACCGCACCUUUUGUCUUGAUUGUUGCACUAUAGUAGAGGAAAUCCCGCAGAAGCUCUUUAAGGAGCAGAAGGGACUCGCCGAGCAGGUGCAGCAGUCUCCACUCAAGGUGCAGAACCUCACGAGGAGACAGCUGGAGGAGUACAACUUUACGAAGUUUGAGGCAGGUGAGGUGGUAAAGAAGUUCUUCAAGCACAUGGACAAGUUUUUGUUGAAAGUUGACCAAGUCAGUUCAACCGAGUUGUCUAGUUGCCUUGAGGAUGCGAUGGACCAGGUUGUAGAGCAGACGAAGUUACGCAUGCAACAUGGUAGGGCUGCUGAUGUAGCUAGGUCUAGUCAGGACGUAGAGCCCCCACCUUUGCCUGCGUUUUCCCCAGUACGUAGAGAGCGUAGGAGUGCACAGCCUCGUGAGCAAGCUUCGCCCGCCGCCGCAGCAGCAGCUGGCCCGAGAGAGAGAGGAGCAGCUGUUAGGGACGCCAUGGCGGCGUCUCCUCCCAGCGGAAAGGGCUGGGGAAGCCGCGAAAAGUUCGCCGGCGUGGCGACGGCGGAGAAGAGUGGUGAUCCCGAAGGGGACACCAAGCUGACCCUCACAGCCUUGGUGGGGCAGCUUCAGCGAGAUGAUCUCGAAGGAGACAUCAGCCCGAAGAGCGUGCAGAGCUCAGACAGUGAGCCUGCACCCCUGGACGAGGAGAUUGCUGAGCCGCAACUCCAGCUCGUGGAUCCCUUAGAGGACCACGAAAACGUCUGGGUGAUGCUGGACGAGGGCUGCAACCAGACAUGCCACGGGACGAAAUGGAGGGCUCACUCCUCAAAGGUCCUGGCAAAGUUUGGGUUGCAGUUCACCAGCGUGCGCUCGAGCGGCACGAGCUUCAAGGGCAUUGGAGCGGCCCGAGCGACGGGCAAGUUCGCAAUGCCGUUCGCCCUCCGCAUCAUGCCGGAGAGCGGAGGCCUUCGCCGGAGCACCCGUCUGCAGGGAGAGCUCUCCAGCGUGGAGCUGGACUCUCCGGACGUGCUCUGCCUCCUGUCCUUGCAGGAUCAGGUUCAGCUUGGCCUGAUCAAGGACCUGAGGCGCGGCGAGUGCCGAAUCUCGGGCUACGCCGGGACACUGCAGUUGGCGAGGCACUCGAAGACCGGCCUCCUCCUCCUGUGCGUGAGCCAGUUUGGGGCGAACGUUACAGAGAGGCACAGAAAGUUUGCAGUGAAUCCGGAGGUGAUCCCUAAGAGGACAUCUAAGAAGGAGAAGAACACUUUCUCGAUCCCUUUGAGGGACGGGAUGGCACGCAAGAAAGAAACCUUGAUCCCUUCAGGGGACAAGGACAGCACGGCGUAUAUGCUGUCCGAGAUGGUGAAGGAGACAGAAGGGCAGCGGAAGAACGUUUUGGUGGUCACGUUGGGCUUGGAGAAGCUAGAGACCUGCCAACGUGGGCGCGGCACCUAUCGUGGACUCACGGAACUUAUCCGUGGUAUGCGAAAAGGGCAGUCGCACGAGUUCUCGCUGAACAACGAGGCCCACGAGGACACGCUUCUGGAAAGCCUGCGCCAGAACUUUGAGUCCUUCCGGGACUACGCCACGGAGCAGAUCCUUUUUCUGGACUGCCGGCACAUGAACGACCCGGGCAAGGACAAGUCCCUCAGGGACCACUUAGGCACGUACCCCAAGAACGUGCAAGCCAUGGUUUUGGACCCGAAGACGAGAACGGAAAAUGGGUCUGUCUCGAAUGCAAAGAUCAUGUACGAUCUCAUAAAGAAGACGUACGAAGUGGAGGCGAGUCUACUUCACCUUUGCGACGGCUACAACUGGCGAUAUCUAUGCGGUGGUUGCGCGGAGUGCAACUGGGAGUCCAAGGAGGCUCAAAGCACCGCAGAGAAGGUGAUGGACUUCGCAAGAGAGCGUUGGUUCGAGUUCGUGCCCAAGGUGUGGGUGCGAAAGAACGACCAGCGCCGCCUAGGCGACGACGGCGUCGUGGUGGAAGAGCCGAUCCCUUCGGGGACAGCUCAGGCAGGAGGCGCGGGAUCAAGCACUGACCCGCCUGCCGAGCAGGAGGCCGCCCAGGACGAGCAGCAGGACGAGCAGCUCGGCGACACCACUGGGGCAGCUGAGGCCAGUGCCAGCUCGAAGGCACCGGCGCAGCCCUGCACGGUGGACACCCCUGGGGGAGUGUCGGUGCCGGUCCACGACCUGCGGCCCGAGCUGGAAGGACUAGAUGACAAGGCCCUUGAGAAGGUAAGUUUUCUUUUUCUUUCUAGGGUUUAUAGUGUCUUCAACCCAGCGAAGCUUACUGAAGUCACUACGCUCGUGGCCAAGUACGCGGCGGACCACACCUCGCUCACCUGUGCCGUUGCUGCAAAGUACUUGGAGUACGAGGCGGCGAGGGCACUCCUGUUGUCGCUGGUGGCAGACGUCCGAUCCGGAAAGCGGACGGAGAAAGAGUGGGACACAGAGCUGGAGCUGGCUAACCGGAGCCUGGACCAGGCGAUCCUUCAGCUGGACGAGGACAAGGCCGCGGCAACAACGGGCACAACCACAGCUGGAAGGACGACCGCUCAGGCGGCGGACCCACCGCAAAGAGAGAGGACCCGAUCGGCACAGGCCGACGGGCGAGGAGAGAAAGGAAAAGGUGAGAAGGGUAAGGGAAAAGGCCGAGGAGAAAAGGGACGCUGGCCGAACAACAACCCUCGAGGCCCAAGGACUCAUACCGAGUCCAACCCUGCCUCGACUUCUCACGCAGAGACGCGCCACGACCUGGCAAGUCUGGGGGAAAACCCCAACAACCCGGGGGGUCUCUCGCCGGGUUACUUGAGCCAAGUGAUCUCAGGACACAAGAGGCACGGUGAAGUUGCCUUCAAAACUUGGUUACAGCCAGGCGUGGGGCACGAAGGCGCACCGGUUCGUGUGUCCUAUAGGGCACACGCUGCAAACUCCUGGGAUAAAAUCCCAACGGAACUGCAGCGCUACCGCAAGCACGUGGCGAUCCAAUGGACGUCCGAUGGGCCCUGGGAGUGGCGCGAAGUGAACGUGGCAGCCCACCAAUGGGUCUACUUCGGCGACCGUUGGGACCAACACCCGCGCCACAUGCUGGUGUUCUUGGUUCCGCCGCGCGGUGGCAGUGCCUUCUACGUUGGAGGCAUGCUUCCGGAUCUCAUGGCUUCCGACCUGAAAGUGAUGAAGAAGGAGACCGGAAAGAUGUUUGAGGAUUCUUGCAAGAACCUCAACACGCACGACGACCUGCUGAUGCAGGCCUUGGGGCUCCCGUCGGUGGCGAUCACGGGCGAGCCGCCCACGAUCUACGCCCUGGCGAACUCGGAGUUCCAGCCCGGAUCCCUUGAGAGGACCGGCGCCAAGGUGAUCGUGCGACACCCUGGCUACCGUAUGAUCCUUCUGGAGGACAUCGGUUGGCAGAAGCAAAUCUCUAAAGAGAUUGCUAAGAUCCGUCCCGACCUUCUGCUGUUGGUGUACAGUUUGGAAGACCAGGUAGGUCUCACCCCGCAGGUACAGACCUGGCUCCAGUCCCUCUCCGCGUACACAAAAGAAGUGCUUGUUCUUGACAGUCUAGGCAGUGUUAGGUGGAACCUGUGGUUUGAGAACAGUGUCGAGGGUACUGAGAGAGAGUUUCAGCUGUUUCAGUGUAGGGGUGACCUGUGUGUAGGGACGUUUUCGCAGGCGAUAGGUGAAGUCAUGUCUAGUUGGGCGAACUGUGACCAUGAUAUACACUAUUCACCUGUGAGCAUCGACACAGUAGGCACGCAAGUUGGUUUUGCCGAAACCUUGUUGCUUGUGUUGCAAGAGGGCUGUGUAGAGGACCACGUUGCUGAAGCGUUUCCUGUUGAGGCAAGGCAGGAUGAGGUCGAGGAAUCUGGUACUCUAGAUGCUAUAGUGGAUCCCAGAGAUAAUAGGACCACUUUCAUGGAUGAUCUGGAACUCGCCGAGGAAGCAGACAUCUUAGACACGUUGCCUUUAGCAGGGUUUCCGAAAGAAGAGUCUGAGAGGAGAAAGGCAUGGUCUAAGGUACCACGGCGUGUUCGCUUGGGGAUCAGGAGGUUGCACACCAUGAUGAACCACAAGCCUAAGGAGGUGCUAGUGCAGGUACUCCGUGGGGCAGGUGCUUCUGAAGAGUUGGUGAAUGCAGCUAAGAUCUUCAAGUGUGAGUCUUGCAGGGUUAGCGAAGAGAAGGUUCGCACACACCCUGUGUCAGCUCCACCACCUUACGAGUUCAACCACACAGUUUCGGUGGACGUGCUGGAGACUGCAGACUCAACAGGCGCAAAGUUUAGCUGGCUGAACAUUAUAGAUGUCGGCACAAGCUAUCAAGUUGUGACCUUAGUCCGCGUUGGUGGCGGACAGCCGAGCUCAGCCAAGUGCCUGCAGAAGUUCAUGCAGCACUGGGUUUCCCCUUUUGGGUGGCCAAAAGUGGUUUCCCACGACCGUGGCCUACACAACCGGGGCGCUUUCGCUCACGGCUUGGGUAGCCAUGGAGUCCAGAUCCGCCAAGCCGGACUGGAAUCGCCAGAGCACAUAGGGAAGUGCGAAAGGCAUGGAGGCAUCAUAAAGCGAGCCUUUAAGCGUUUGGUCAAGGACCACAACGUUGUGGGCAAAGAUGAUGUCAAGGUGGCGAUGCUCGAGGCACAGGUCGCAAAGAACGAGUUCAUGCGUGUUGGAGGCUUCAGCCCCACCCAGUGGGUGCUUGGACGCCUGCCCAGAGGAGUGGGCCACGUUUUGGACGAGGAAGAGCUAGGACAGCUUGGAGUCUUGUCGGGCAGGUUAGAUGCCACGACUGCGUUCGGCCGUCAGGCCGAAUUCCGCCAUACUGCAAGAAAGGCGUUCGUCCAUGAGGAUUGCAGUCGCAGGGUGCGAAAGACCGUGUUGCGCAAGGCGGCUCCCCUGCCGGGGAAAUAUCAAGCUGGCGACCUAGUUUGCUAUAGGAUCGCGCGAGAUGAGCAUUCAGGCGUGAGUACGUGGUCAACUGUUAGUAAAAUAAUUGGCUUCGAUAACAAAACGGUCUGGGUGGUGCAUCAGGGCGUGCCUGUGGCGACCAGCUUGGCGCGACUCAGACCGUGUACAUCGGCUGAGGUUUUGGCGUUCCAAGUGUUGAACCGUGGCAACAUACAGUACGAGCACGCGGAGGUUGAACGCGAGCAGCAAAGGUACAUUGAUGCCACCGGGGAUGAUCUAUUGCUAGACGACCCAGAAGAGCCACCGGACGGAGGAAUUGGGAUAGGUACUCCGAUCCAAAUGGAUGCCGAAGCAGAUCCUCCGGAGACUGCGGCCGCUGCUCCAGAAAGAGCUGUUCGAAGGAGAGUUGGAGCAACACGUGAAGAGUCACGGGCCGUGACUGUGGAGGAGCCGGAGAACGAACAGGUGGACCCUCCAGGAGGGAUCCAAGAGCCGAUGGCUGAGGACACGGCGGUCGACGCCGAUGGCGAGGCAGAGGCCACGGAAGGUAGCUCAGCGCUCCUUUUGAGGGCUUACGCUAGCCACUUCUGGACGAAAGAGGAAAGAACCGUUUGGAACUCACUCCCCGGGGAGAAGGAGUACGAGGCCUUACGGGUUUUCUUCGCAGACCGCGUCGAGGACGACAAGAAGGUGACGCAGUGGCGCAAGCGCCGCAAGAACUUUACGUCCAAGAAGCAGAAGGAGAAGCACGGGAAGAUCCUAAUGUACCACAAAUGCCCUGAGGAUGUCCAGAAGGAGUUGGACAAGAGUAGAGCAAAGGAGUGGGCAAAGUGGCAGGACUUCAGUGCUGCGAUCAUUCUUGAUGACGCUCAGUAUGAUGAGUUGAUCCGUGAAGGACAUCAAGUCAUACCUACCCAAUGGGUAGAGCUGGACAAGAACCACAACAAGAGGUUACUUGAUCCUACCGUGGAGGCCAACUACAAGAGUAGAUUGGUUGUUCGGGGUGAUCUUGAGAAGGGUGUCAAGAUUAAGUCCCUGGACGUGACCAACGCCUACUUUCAAGGCGAAGAGAUAGAUAGAGGUAAAGGACUUCGCGAGAACCGCAUCUACCGCGCGUUGUACAGUUACACCGACGCCGAUGGGGUUGUACAGUUGCUCUUGACGUCCCACGUAGACGAUCUAUUGUGGGCUUGUGAUCCGUCAUGCGAUUGGAUCAUGAACGAUCUCAUCGAGACGUUCAAAUGUGGAAAGGUUGAGACCGGGAGCUUCAGGUACUGCGGGAAGGAGAUAAGCCAAGACGAGGAUUUCAAUAUCCAUGUGACCUGCAGCGAGACAACGAGGAACGUGAACAAGAUUCACGUCGACAAGAGGAGGCACCCGGGAGAUCCCUUAACGGACUCUGACAAGACGCAGAUGAAGAGCGUCGCUGGGUCCCUUGCUUGGGUUUGCAGACAAUGCCGACCCGACUUAAGCUAUAGGGUAUCCAAGAUCCAGUCGGCUUCUAGCAAUGGUACCGUCGCUGACAUCAGAGAUGCCAACAAAGCGGUCGAGUACGCUAUUAGCACAUACGACAGAGGACUUGUUUUCAAGUCUGGGCUGUUGGACUGGAAGACACCAGGUGCUCUUUUGAGUCUGGUGAUCACGGACGCUUCUCACGCGAAUGAGUCCGAAGAGAUGAUCAUAAAUGAGAUGACAUCUGUGGAAGGACACCGGAGCCAAGGUGCAAGGAUGGUGUUUCUUACAGACGGCGCCCUGUGGAAAGGGAACAAAGGUAGCAUUCAUCCCAUCUUGUGGGCGAGCAACCUCGUUCGGAGGGUAUGUCGCUCCACCAUACAGGCAGAGGCCUACACACUUCAGGCAGGUGUGGAGGACGGUGACGUGCUGAGGGCAGCUGUCACUGACAUCUUCGGAUGCCUCGAUAUGAAAAGGUGGGAGGCUACGUCGGCCAAGUUUGUGAAACAGAUCUGGAUGACAGACUGCAAGAGUCUGGAGCUGACGCUUUCGAAUCCGAAAUGCAAUAAGCAUUCGGACAAGAGAUUGAGCAUCGAGAUCGCGUCUCUCAGACAGGAGCUAUGGCGCAAAGCUGGCGAGAAAGCAGGAGAUCCGUUUUACGACGACUACAAGCCAGUAGAUGAUCAGUUAACUGACAUCGUCAGAUGGAUAGACACUGACGUGAUGAUCGCUGAUCCGUUGACGAAGGUCAUGGAGCCGGUCAAGUUGGUUGAAGCUCUGAAAACCAACACACUCGACGUAGAGCAGCCGCUCGAGAGUGUCGUGAAGAAGCGCGCCAAGCAGCUUCAGAGGAGGUCGACGAAGAAAGAACAGGACAACGAGCAAGACCGUUGCACCGGCUUGGUCGGAGAUGCCUUGGGCGACGCCUACGAGGCCGCCGAGGACCAGGUUUCUUUCGUGGCCAAUACCGUCAUCGAUACCGUUGAGAUGGCAGUGGACAUCCUCAUCCGCGGCUUUACCGAUUGGAACGCCGGCUGCGACGAGAACAGGUGGCCCUCGAUGUCGGUGGGCUCCCAGGGCAUUGACGUUGACUGGGGUCGGCAGAAGUGCUGGGUGAGGCUGAUGGGCCAGACCUGCACUCUCUUCGACUUCAACUUCGGCACGACGGACCUCGAUUGGCCGGAGCCAUUGAAAACGGUGGUUGGCUUCGGCCUCCAACCCGUGAAGGCGAUGAUCAACAUGGGCAAAGAGAUGCUGUCCUGCAACAACUUCGAUGAUCCGCAAGAGCUGAUCAAGUGUUUCGGCUUCAAGCUCAUCGAGAUUGUCCCUCCAUUGAGCACGCUGAAUCGCCUGAGCGACAUGCUCACCCAGUUUAUUGAGGUCUUCGCCCAGAUUGCCGCAACAGUCGUCAAGCAGGUCCUGGACGAUAGCCAGUCCUUAAUACAAAAGGCCUCGCAGUCCAAGUUUCCCGCCGCUGGGGAUGCGCCGGUGAUCCACCACUCGGGCAGAAACCUCGUGAUCAAGACCCACUCGCAGCAUCCGAAGAAGCGGACCCGAUCCAAGCUGCCUCGCCAUGAGAUGUCUACAGUGCAGGUGCAGGCGAAGGGUGAUGACGAAGAGGGUGGCGGUGUGACGGGCGUUAUCAAUUUCGCGGUGCACGACCAGGAGGGUAACUAUGCGACGAAGCUGAUCACACAGUUCAAUGGCAAGGAGACGGACACCAGCUCGUGCCUGGCUUUCGCUCCGAAGAGCAAACACGGAAGAAGGAACCAGGCAACGAAGGCGGAUUGGCAGGUCAACAACGAGGGCGAUUUCAUCCAGCUGGAGCCGUGGGCCGUACCCUGUGACAACUCGUGGAUGAAGGACCACUGGAACAAAUGGCAGGGCUACUCCUUCUACACCUGGGAGAUGUCCAUUGAGAAGUGCGUGACAGUGAGCUUCUCGCUGUCCAUGCAACCGGUGCUCUCUUUCGUCGGAGGCUUAGAGUUCGAUCUGAUGCCAGCGCCUUUGGCCGCCCUGGACACCACGGUUUGCUGGCCCGACAAGCAGCCAGGGGGAGUGGACUUGAGCGUGCUGCGUACGGAGAUUCGCUCCGGGGGCAUUCUCCUCUUCAGCAGGACCCUGCGCUUGACCAAGCGGUUCGGCGGAAGCACGGACUUCACGAACUCGAACACGUUCGGUGCGCACGAGACCUGGCGCAACCCCAUCGGCAUCGCGGUGGGCCAGCAUGCGGUUGAGGACGAUCGGACCCUGGAGCCGAUGGACAGGACCUCCAGCUUCUUGCAGUCCAACCACACUGAGAAGGCUAAUGCCUCCGAGGCAAGCCAGAGCUCGUUGGUUUGGGAAACGGACAUGGAGGAUUUCCACCUGGCGUCCGUUGACUACGGCCAGGACCUGGGUGUCAAGAAGACUUCAGAGCGGCGGGGACGGGAAGCCUUCAGCACUUUGCAGCAGAAGGCUUCCUCAUCGGACUACUUCCAGCUUUUCAGCUUCAAGAAUCCCGGAACGGUGAACUUUGAAAUUCAGGGCCUUCUGGAGGACAACAAACUGGAGCUUGGAAUGAAGGUGAAUAUGGGCCCCUUCUCGUCGCCAGAAAGAAGAAUCCGCCUACUGGACAUCGUGGACCAGUUUUCCCUCGUACUGACGGCCAUGCCUUUCGUGUCCGCAGAAACCAAGGCGAAGGCCAUCCUCGCUCUUCAAGGCUUCACUGGUGACGAUGUGGGGCAGGUGGCGGUGGCAGUUCCACCUCCGGCACUCCGCCCCGGUAGCACCAUCGCCUUGUACAAUGCCAGGUGGCGGCGAUAUCUCCGGAUGAACGAUGAGGCCGAUAUGGAUGGCAGCAGCAACAAGGACUUCGAGGACGCGUUCCCUUCGGACUGGAACUGGGAGCGCUUCACGGUGGUGGAUGCUGGAAAUGGGAAGAUAGCCCUGCACAGCAGCAAGCACAAUCGCUUUGUAAAGAUGGCUGGAAAUCGCGAUAUGAUGGCCAGCCCGGUCAAGGCCGCCAACAAGCUGCCAAGCUCAUGGUCGUCCGAGCGCUUCACAGCGGUCUACGUGGGAGAUGGCGAGAUUGGGCUCCACAACUCCGUGCGAAACCGUUACAUCCGACUGGGCAGCAACCGCAAAUGCGACGCCAGCACUGAACAGAGUGCCGCUGGCAUUCGUGACGGAUGGACCUGGGAGCGGUUUAGGGUGAAGGAGUUGCAGCCUUUCUUGAAGCCAGGCACCAUCGUUGCCCUCCACAACGCAAAGUGGAACCGAUUCCUGCGCAUGAACAGUGGCGCCGACAUGGAUCGAAGCGGUGAGAAGGCAGCUAACGACCUUCCUGUCAAGUGGAGUUGGGAACGCUUCCUGGUCGUGGAUGCCAAGAACGGGCAGGUGGCGCUGCACAGUGCAAAGUGGAAUCGCUUCGUAAAGAUGGAUGGCAGUGAGAUGCUGGCCAGCAGUACGAAGAAUGCAGAUGCCCUGCCAAACAGCUGGACCCACGAGAGAUUUGCCGUGGUGUCUGCCGGCAACGGGGAAAUUGCCCUCCACAACACCCAUCACAAUCGCUUUGUUCGCAUGAACUCGGAUGACGUCGACGCCAGCAGCAGCAAGCAGCCGCAGGAUCUGCCUAGCAGCUGGACGCACGAACGGUUUCGGGUGGUAGUGACCUACGACCCCGAUACGUCCUCCGAUAGUUCUGGAGAUCCCAGCUGGUCCUUCCAAGCACGAUAG
Symbiodinium sp. CCMP2592 is the source of this 12084-nucleotide messenger RNA. The record is from the annotation of a GenBank genome assembly. Lineage: Eukaryota; Dinophyceae; Suessiales; Symbiodiniaceae.